UGGCGGGCCGGAGUCCCGGCUCCAGGCCACGGCUCUGACCCGUGGUUGGUGUCCCUCCGAACCCGCAGCGCGGCCCAUCCUGUCCUCGCCAUGAGGCCGCAGCAGGCGCCGGUGUCCGGGAAGGUCUUCAUCCAGCGAGACUACAGCAGCGGCACACGCUGCCAGUUCCAGACCAAGUUCCCCGCCGAGCUGGAGAACCGGAUUGAUAGACAACAAUUUGAAGAAACAGUUCGAACUCUAAAUAACCUUUAUGCAGAAGCAGAGAAGCUUGGGGGCCAAUCAUACCUUGAAGGCUGUUUAGCAUGUUUAACAGCAUACACCAUCUUUUUAUGCAUGGAAACCCAUUAUGAGAAGGUUCUGAAGAAAGUCUCCAAAUACAUUCAAGAGCAGAAUGAGAAGAUAUAUGCUCCCCAAGGCCUCCUUCUGACAGACCCCAUUGAGAGAGGACUUCGAGUUUUUAGAUUGAAAUUACCAUUUAUGAAGACAGAGGCAUGAGCAGUGGAAGAUAAAUCUCAGAAAUAAAGAUCCCACCUGCAGCUGGGGCCCUCCUGUAUCCACUGGCCGACCGCAGAGUGUCCCCUACCUCCUCUCCAGAGCAUCAUUCCUUUGUCUCUGCUGCCAGAGCCAUGGUGCCAUUUACUCCAAGGACUAACUUUCUAAAAUUCCGCUCCUGGGGUGACCUCUAGCCUGUCAGCAUCCACUGUGUGUCUCCAAAUUGUGUAGGACUCCAUAAUCUUUUGGUUGGUUUCUGAGAAAACACAAGGAAGCAUUUCACUUUUUUAUCCAAGGCUGUUUAAUUAAAUAAUGCAGUUGGCCAUCCCAAUGCAAAGGUAUUUUUUAUCUGCAACCAUUGGGUUCUCUUUGUUCCUUGGGCCAGAUGCCCAGGUGGCAUUAGACUGCAAAAAGGCCUGUUUUACUCAGUGUUCAGUCUUAUUAGCCUGAAUUAAUAAAAUGCUUUUUCUCCAGGAUUUUGGUCAAAGGUAGGCUGUAUCCAUAAUUUUGCUGUCCCCGUCUCUCCAGUCUCAAGGAUCUACCAGUUUUGCCACGACUCAGAUCUUAAGAUCUUCUUGUGCUGUUCAGCUUCUCUAACCGAAGCUCAUUGGAAUAAUAAUGUAUUUUGUUAUUUGUUUCCUUACAGCAAUUAUUACUAAUUAAACCAGUAUUUAAUGCCAUUUCCAGGGGGGGGUUUUGUUUCUGUUUUAUUUUUAGUUCUUAAUUUUGUUACGAUUGCAUUACCAUGAAUGUUGGGAAGAUGUGAUGUGUGUUGCUUGUUCAUUACAAAAAAUAAGGAAGCACAAAAAGGUGGAUGCUAAACUAUCAGACACAGAAAUAUCCCUGCUGUGUCUCUGAAUGUGUAAUAAACGAUUGUAAUAAAUAUUUUAAUUAUAGUUUUGUUAUAAAUAUAACUUAUGAGGAAAAAAUUUGAUAGGAAUAAUACUGUAUGUUGCUAAUUUUAACUGUCCUGGCUAACCUUGUGAAUCAUAGACCUUCCUCAUAUACAGUAUUCAAUGCACAGAAAUCAUAUGAUUGGUUCAAGUAAAAUAAGUUAAGUAGUUUCAAGUAAAACUCUCAACUCUGAGUCAAUAUUUCUGGUUCUUUUGGCUGUGUAUUCUUAAUAAUAGCUGGGCUGCUUGUGCCUAAUUCGUCUUUUGGGUGUGACAGCUUUGCAGUUGACAAAAACUUCAGAAAUAGGAGAGGGAAAAACAGUUAAAAGUUUGACUUUCAGAGACAUGGUAGGUGCUAAUACUGGAUUUAAUCUUUCAGAUUUAAGUUCUUUAAUGGGUUUGAUAGUUCUUCAAUAAAUUCCAUAGGUCUGUGUAAUAUUUUAAUUGUAUAAUAAAACCCCUUUGUUAUUUUAUAACCCAUAAUAGUGUGUCUGUCUGCCUUUUAAACCCAUUGCAAUAACUUUCCUGAAAUAUUAACACAUUAGUAAAACUUUUCUUAAACAAA
Messenger RNA from Echinops telfairi (small Madagascar hedgehog), 1950 nucleotides. RefSeq names its product golgin A7 (gene GOLGA7). Lineage: Eukaryota; Metazoa; Chordata; Mammalia; Afrosoricida; Tenrecidae. The record is from RefSeq and is a predicted model, not a curated record. Gene Ontology annotation, biological process: peptidyl-L-cysteine S-palmitoylation; protein targeting to membrane; Golgi to plasma membrane protein transport. The transcript has 5 exons. Gene Ontology annotation, cellular component: Golgi stack; palmitoyltransferase complex. Bases 91 to 495 code for a protein of 134 amino acids.